AGAAUCGGAAGAAGACGAAGAAGAAGAAAACAUACCGGUUGUUGACAUCAUACGUAAAGGUUGAAGGCGGAAGUUGAUGUAAACAUGUUGAAUUUACUUGUCAAAUUACCUCCUGAAUCAUGUCCAAAACUCCUGCACAGGGUGGUGGAUGGGGUAUGCGGACGAGAACCCCCUCAAAUGGCUGAUUAUGGGGACACGUGGAGCCUAGAUCAAUGGCUUCAGCUCUUGGACUCCCUCUCCUCUCUGUUUCGACUGGCAGUGGGUAAGAAGAUCUCAAAUGAAGAGGUUACGGCAUUAUUGGCAGGCAUGGAGAAUGGGUACAGGGAAGCAGUGAUGAUGGUGCUAAGGGCCAGACAGGAGGAGAUCCAUCAAGCAUUAGUGGAGAGGACGAAUUCUGUGUCCAGUGCCACCCUCCAAGAUUUUGACUGGAAGAUGAAGUUGGCUUUAUCUAGCGAUAAGAUUUCCUCUCUUCAGACUCCCCUGCUGGACUUACAUUUAGGAGUGCAGCAGAACGGAACCCUAAAGCCUGUGUAUAUAGAGAUGAACAGAGAAGAACUACAAAUGCUUAUCAGCUCACUAGAUGCCGCUAAUAAGGUGGUGCUGCAGUUGAAAUGAAGGUGCCUGCAUUGCUGACUUUCACCUCCUAGAUUUUUGUAUGUAUAAUGUUAUUUUCUAACAUUUAAAAGACAAGAAGAUUAUCUGAAUUGGAAACAUUUGUGAAUAUACAGUACAAUAUAUAUUCACAAGUUCACACGUUCUAAGAAAUGUUUGUAUUUAUAUUAAAACAAAUUGAAUGCCAAAAUCUGCCACAUGAAUAUCAAUGCAAAAGUAUAAUGACUAAUCUUUACAUUUUCAAAUACAAGUGAUAAUUAAGAUAAUUCUAUUUACUUACUUUAUUGUAGUGUUUUCUUUUUUGUCAUAUAUUUCAUAAUUGCACAAUAAAUCUAAGUAAUUGUGUGUCCAUUACAAGAUGGUGGGUUGAUUUCUAACAUUCAAGCAUCGUUUUCAAAUUUUUAUUUCUGAUUUAUAGGAUCUUUUUUCUUUAGAUUGCUGAAGUUUAAUUAAAGGUUCUAUUUUUGUGAAUAUUUUGGAUGAAAGGUCAAGAGGGUAAACAAUGAAGUUUUUUUUAUAGCCAGUUUUGCUCAUGUACCAGUACUAAGGGAGUCAGAUGGCUGAGCAGUUAGGGAGUCGGGCUAUUAAUCAGAAGGAGGUUGGUUCGAUUCCUGGCUGUGCAAAACAAAGUUGUGUCCUUGGGCAAGGCACUUUCCCCUACUUGCCUCGGGGGGGAAUGUCCCUGUACUUACUGUAAGUCGCUCUGGAUAAGAGCGUCUGCUAAAUGACAAUGUAAAUGUAAGCGUGCCAAUAAUAGUGGAGGACACUGAAUGUGUACUCUGCACUAAGGUUGGAGUAAAUUCUGCUUCCGUUUCAUCAACUGAUAAUUUAAGCUGAAAUGUUCAUUGCAUUAUCUAUAUUAUAUUAAUUCUUUCUAUAAUUGUUUUUCAUGUAAGUGAAUAGAAAAUACAAAAUAAUUGCAUGUGCCCUGAUGUAUCUUCAUAGGCAAUUCAACUCUAUUAUUAGUUGUAGUAGUAGUGUUAGUAGAUUUAUUAUGAAAGGCUUUCAACUGUAUCACUUGAUUUCAAAUUUCCAAACCAAACUCCAAAAUUAUCUGUGCAUACCAAAAUAUAGGAUGACACACACACUCAGUUCACUGUAAAACAUGAAUGCUCACCAAUUAUGGAAUCUCUUUUUCUCCGUCUGUCACACACGGACACACAAGGUCAGUAAUGCAAUUAGGCCCAAAUGAAGUCCUAUAACUCAUCCAGCACUAGUCCCUCUAACUGUGAGCUGUUAUCACAUGAGUAUCUCAAGCUGAAGUCCAUCAUAGCGUUAGCCUUAACUAGUAGAUCCAGUGGCCAGCUGUUUUAUGUAAUAGCCUAAUGAGAAUGGUGGUGCAACUUACAUUUGUGCUAAUGUUAUAGUAUUACCCUUUGCUAACAUUAAGGUCACUUGAUCAAGGUUCGCCUAUCUUUACUGGUCUAUCCUAAAUGUACCUCCCCUGAGGCAUGUCUACCACAGCACGAGCGAAUGACAUCAAAGCAAUGUUGUAGGUAAAAUAUAACAUUUUGUACAUUUUGUAAGUGUAAAAAUUGUCCAAACUGUGGAUUUUGACAUUGACACUAAUGACAGCUCAGUUCUGUGUAUUGGUUGGUAGGGAUGUCAGUUAUUUUAUUUGAAUUUUAUACUUUGAAAUCCUUACAAUUUAAAACAAAGGAUUUGUAGUUUGUGCUCUCUUUCUUACACACAUAAACCUACACACUCAUGUCUGCUCGAAGAUAUUUUUGAAGCAGAAAAAUCACAUGCUCGCCAAAUUAACACACACACAUACACACAAACUCAGGCCCACGCACGCAAACCAUUACACAUGAGAGCACAUGUAGAGCAUGAGAAAAUUGUACAGUAAUUUUACACAAUAAUGUUCAGAACAUUUCCUUAUCCCUCAAAAAGCCUUAGGGAAACCAGUUGUUUAGAGCCUCCAUUUGCCGUUGUUGUCCAAAGAAAACGUGUCCUGUCUGGUAUGCAAGUCUUUGUUGUGAGGAAAAGCUUUUAUCCAGUCUGUAAAUUCCGACUCUAAAAUGACGACAAUAACAGCAACAAAACCUAACUCACAGGAUAUUCUCUACCUUGAAUUUAGAUUGUCAUUGUAAUGCUGGAAUGUCUGACUACGAUCUACUCUUAUGUAUAGUAUGUACUGUAUAGCGUCAUAAAAGUUCUGUGAUGAUCACUGUUUUGUUUCUUCUUCUUCUUUAAAAAAAGUACAAGUCAAUUUGUUUAAAUUCUACUCACUAGUUAUAAUUAGUGGAACCCUGUGAAAAUAUUGAGAUUCUUGUUAAAGGCACAAUAUUCAGCCAUGAGGAAAGAGCACACUGCUAUGUAUUGUGUACUGUAAAAAGCCUAGCUUUUUGUAAGCCCUGAUAACACAAGCAGUCCAAAUGUCUAAUUUGUUAUUUAGCUCAUUAAACAACUGAAAUUAUA
Messenger RNA from Osmerus eperlanus (European smelt), 3033 nucleotides. RefSeq names its product COMM domain containing 8 (gene commd8). The transcript has 5 exons. Bases 85 to 615 code for a protein of 176 amino acids. Lineage: Eukaryota; Metazoa; Chordata; Actinopteri; Osmeriformes; Osmeridae. The record is from RefSeq and is a predicted model, not a curated record.